Molecule: messenger RNA, 2125 nt
Organism: Salvelinus namaycush (lake trout)
Lineage: Eukaryota; Metazoa; Chordata; Actinopteri; Salmoniformes; Salmonidae
Gene: b3gnt2l
Product: UDP-GlcNAc:betaGal beta-1,3-N-acetylglucosaminyltransferase 2, like
Exons: 1
Coding region: 216-1535 (439 amino acids)
Cellular component (GO): membrane
Molecular function (GO): protein N-acetylglucosaminyltransferase activity
Source: RefSeq, a predicted model, not a curated record
CUGAAGAACCAAACUGGAGGAUCACAAACAGGAUUGUCUGGAAUAUCUGGAUGGUUCUGUUCCGAGAACCCUGCCUCCAUUCUAGAACCCUGCCUCCAUUCUAGAACCCUGCCUCCAUUCUAGAACCCUGCCUCCAUUCUAGAACCCUGCCUCCAUUCUAGAACCCUCCCACUCCCAUGCUGUACUGCAGGUGAACCCCAUCCAGGACCCAGAGGAUGAGACGUAUCCAGGCCCUCGUCGUCAUGGCCUUCCUGUGCAGCCUCUGCCUCAUCUUCUUGUACUCCUCACUCAACCUCCAUCUGGCCCACAGACACAGAGGUCUCAGCCAACUCCAGGUCUCAGCCAACUCCAGGUCCGAGGCCAGCUUUGAAACCCUGUCCACCAAGCCGGUCCCAACGUACCUCAGACUGACCCCCACCAAGGACAGUACAAAAAGUGUCCCUACUCAGUUCACUGUUAAUCCUACUCCCGAUCUUCACCAAGCUGCUGUCUUUGCCGCCAUCAAGAAGGCUAUACCUCAGAACACAGCCUAUUGGAACCGCGUGUUUUACUCUGGCAUGGGACGACUGGACAAGGGGGGGAACUCAACAAGACAGGAGGGACUGGACUGGUCCCAUUGCCGACACAACCCUGAGCAGCUGCGGACAAACAUUCAUGACUUUACUUCCUAUCCAGAACUCCACCAGGACUUCCUGCUUGGGAUGGAGUGUAGAAACCCUCCUAUCCUGAUUGACCAACCAGAGAAGUGCACCUCGGAAGACGGAGAAACCUUCCUCCUCUUCGCCAUCAAGUCGACCCCGAGGAACUUUGAGCAGAGACAGGUGGUACGGGAGACGUGGGGGCGAGAAGCGGUGUAUGGAGGAGGGGUCAGAGUUCGUAUAGUGUUCCUGCUGGGAUCCUUAUCAUUGGAGGAGCCCGACCUGAGCCAGCUACUGGUGUUUGAGGCGCGUCACCACGGCGACCUCCUCCAAUGGGACUUCCACGACUCGUUCUUCAACCUCACACUGAAGGAGCAGGUGUUCUACAGGUGGGUCCUGAGCCGCUGUCCUAAAGUCUCCUUUGUCUUUAAAGGGGAUGACGAUGUCUUCGCCAACACUGAGGCCAUACUGGGCUACCUGCAGUCCCUGGAGCCUAACAAGAUCUCAAAGCUCUACCUGGGCCAGAUGAUCUCCACUGCUAGUCCCCUCCGCGACUCUAAAAGCAAGUACUACAUCCCCCCGACCUUCUACGACGGGCCUUACCCUGCGUACGCCGGGGGAGGAGGCUACCUCUUCUCGGGGUCGUUGAUCAGACAGCUUUACAGCGUCUCCAAGUUCCUCCCUUUCUACCCCAUCGACGACGUUUACUCCGGGAUGUGCUUCAAUGCACUGGGAAUACUUCCAGAGGCACACAAUGGCUUCCAGACGUUUGACAUACGCGAGCAGGACCGGGAGAACCCGUGUGUUCAUAAGAAUCUGCUGCUGGUGCACCGGCGGAGCCCUCGGCAGAUCAUUCGACUGUGGAGGAGCAUACACAACCCCGUGCUCAUAUGUUAAGGGCUUUCACUGAGCCUCGGUGGUAGAUGUUGACCCCCUCCCCUCCCCCCCAUCUCACCACUGACACAGGGUCAGAUGUUAAAUAACCAAUUUCCUCUAUUCAUAUGCUGAACUAUGGUUGCACAUUUUUUGGGAACUCUCAAAUUCCCUCGUUUUUCAGAAACCCCGGUUGGAGGGUCCCUGGAUUUCCUGCUUCUUCCUUCCUGAUUUGCGGGAAUCUGCCAACCGGGAUUCCGUAAAACCAGGGAAUUUAUUGAAAUUUUGCAACCCGGAUUUUUGCAGCUGACCACACAAGCCAUGUUCAAAUGCUGAAUGGCCUGAUUGAGCCAGAUGUCUUUCCACCCCCUAAUGGUUAAGAUCUGAUCUGAGGGCCUUAUCUACCUCUUUAGCUUCACUCGGGGAUGUUUUCCAUGACGAUGGUUGCAAAAAUCCAUUAACUUUCCCAAAAUGUUAAGGUUUUCUAGAAAUCCUGGUUGGAGAAUUCCAGAUUUCCUGUUUUAUUCGCUCCUUGUUUUUUCUUCUUGAAAACCAGGGGAUUUUUGCAGCCCGAGUCACGACACUCUGGCUGAACAACGAUGCACUGGAACUGU